AUGGCCCCAACUCGACCUUCGGAUAUCGACAACUUUUUUGCUCGAUACCAAAAUCCCAUUCUUGGGACCACUUUUGCGACACAGGUUCUCCAUUAUCAAUACAUACGGCGAACUCAACCGGCAAUUGAUUCGGGCGUCGCUACUGCUGUCAGAAGUACUUCUUUUCCACGACCGUUAAGAGCUGGCCUUGGGUGGGCAGUCGUGUUUAUUGGACUUUUGACCAAGAUCACGUUGGCGAAGAAGUCCAUAAGAGACUUUUCAGAUCCGAUCCUUGCUGCCAAAACCGAAAGAAAACAGUGGAAACAGGUCUCCAAAGAGGAACUGUAA
This is a messenger RNA of Mollisia scopiformis, 327 nucleotides long. RefSeq lists its product as uncharacterized. The transcript has a single exon. The record is from RefSeq and is a predicted model, not a curated record. NCBI's taxonomy places the organism in Eukaryota, Fungi, Ascomycota, Leotiomycetes, Helotiales, Mollisiaceae. Bases 1 to 327 code for a protein of 108 amino acids.